Molecule: messenger RNA, 3388 nt
Organism: Capsicum annuum
Lineage: Eukaryota; Viridiplantae; Streptophyta; Magnoliopsida; Solanales; Solanaceae
Product: putative receptor-like protein kinase At3g47110
Exons: 2
Coding region: 123-3218 (1031 amino acids)
Biological process (GO): protein phosphorylation
Molecular function (GO): protein kinase activity; ATP binding; protein binding
Source: RefSeq, a predicted model, not a curated record
AUGACCAAAGAAAAUCUUUGUUUUAUAAUCAUGCGUCUUAUACCAUGUAGUGGUGCUCCAAUGCCACAAAAAAAAAAACCUUUCAGAUAAGUAUCAUCUUUUGCUUCUUGACAUUUUCCAGAAUGGAUAUUUAUGCAGCGAGUUUUAAUUUCCACACCUUUCUGGCUAUCCAUGCUGUAUUUCUUGUGUUUCUAUUCUCAUUUUCUCUCCAUCGUGCAGCUGCAGCUGCUUUUCAUGGCAAUGAAACUGAUAAACUUGCCUUACUUGGAUUCAAGUCCCAAAUAACUGAGGACCCAUCAAGAGUUUUUGACUCUUGGAACGAAUCUGUUCAUUUCUGCCAGUGGACUGGAGUAAAAUGUCGCCUGAGAAAGGAAAGAGUCACCCGUUUGAAUCUAAAAGGUCUGAGGCUUGCAGGUACGAUCUCAGGUAAUCUAGGAAACCUCUCAUUUCUCAAUUCUCUUGACCUAGCAGAAAAUGCCUUUCAUGACGAAAUUCCUCGGCAACUCAGCAGGCUGUCAAGGCUUCAAUACCUGAAUUUGAGUUCUAACUAUCUAACUGGGGAAAUUCCAGCUAAUCUAUCACAUUGUGUUAAACUCAAGAGCCUUGUCCUGGAACACAACACCCUUGUGGGACAGAUACCUAACCAAGUUGGAUCUUUAACGAAGUUAGUGAAAUUGUAUCUCAGAAAUAACAACCUAACAGGAGUCCUUCCAGGUUCUGUUGGAAAUCUUACAUCUUUAGAAGAGUUGUAUUUAUCGCGUAACAAUCUAGAGGGAGAAGUGCCAGCUUCUCUAGCUCGAUUGAACAAGUUAAGGUUGCUUGAAUUGUCAGUGAAUAGCUUAUCUGGGGAGUUCCCUCCUUCGCUAUACAAUUUGUCAUCCCUGGAAAUAAUAUCACUUCCUCUUAACAACUUUUCUGGAAAUCUCAGAUCCGAUUUAGGCCACUACUUCCCUAAUCUCCAAAUACUUAACUUGGGAAACUGUCAUUUGAUUGGCUCCAUACCAUCCUCUUUGGCCAAUGCUACAAAAUUGCUACAGCUUGAUAUUCCUGUAAACAAUUUCACUGGAAAUAUACCUAAGGAUUUUGGUAACUUGCAGAAUUUGUUGUGGCUCAAUGUUUGGAGUAACCAUCUUGGAUUCGGUAAGCAUGAUGACCUUGACUUUGUAAAUUCUCUUACCAACUGCAGCAGUCUGCAAAUGCUCCAUUUCGGAGACAACCAGUUUGGAGGUACAUUACCCCUUUCAACAGUCAACCUUUCUAGUCAGUUACAACGCUUACUCUUCUUCGGAAACAGAAUUGGUGGAAGCAUACCCAGAGAUAUCUCAAACCUGGUGAAUUUGAAUCUACUCCACAUGGGUUCCAACAAUCUUUCAGGCAGCAUUCCAGAUUCUAUUGGAAGACUUAAAAACUUGGGAGGUCUUGUCUUGAUUAACAAUCUCCUGACAGGGUUAAUACCUUCUUCAAUAGGAAACCUCACCGGACUCGUGUAUCUUUUUUUGGGACUUAACAGGUUAGAGGGUAACAUACCUUCAACAUUGGGAAACUGUAACCAACUGCUAAGAUUAAGCAUUUCUGAAAACAACCUGACUGGAACUAUACCACAACAACUUAAUGCUCUCUCAUCCCUCACAGAUAUUUUUGCAUCUUAUAACCAUUUGAGUGGUCCAUUACCGGUGUAUAUUGGUAACUGGAGUCAUCUUACUUAUCUCGAUAUAUCUUACAACAAUUUUUCGGGUAUGAUUCCACGAACACUGGGAAAAUGCUUGGCCUUGGCGGAGAUCUAUAUGAAGGGAAACUCCCUCCAAGGUACCAUUCCCGAUUUAGAAGAUUUGCAGGAUCUCCAGUCCUUGGAUCUUUCCCUCAAUAACCUAUCAGGGCCAAUCCCUCAAUUCAUUGCAAAUCUUACUUCCUUGCACUCCUUGAACUUGUCUUUUAACAAUCUAGAGGGUGAGGUUCCCAUCACUGGAAUAUUUUCAAACUUGAGUGCAGAUAUAUUUGUUGGGAACUUCAAGCUUUGUAGUGGGAUUCAAGAGCUGCAUUUACAACCUUGUAUUUAUCAAAAAACUCAGAAGAAACGGAAGAAGCAUGUACUUGCCCUCAAGUUUAUUUUGACAGUUGUUUUUGCUACUUCAUUUUCAGUCCUGGCCUUGUUAGUAAUUUUCGUUUUUUGGAGAAGAAAUCUCAAAGAUCAUCCAGCACCAGAAGAUGGGUCUAAAUCUGCACGUUUCUACCCCAAUAUAUCUUAUGAUGAUCUACGCACUGCAACUGACGAAUUUUCUCCUGAAAAUCUUAUUGGCUCUGGCGGUUUCGGAACUGUUUACAAGGGAACUUUUGCCUCUGACGGGAUGGUCGUAGCUGUCAAGGUACUCAAACUUCAGCAUCAAGGUGCAUCAAAAAGCUUCAUAGCUGAAUGCCAAGCAUUGAGAAACAUUAGGCACCGGAACCUUGUCAAGGUCAUCAGCGUAUGCUCAAGUACUGAUUUCGAUGGUAAUGAUUUCAAAGCUUUAAUCUUUCAGUUCAUGCCAAAAGGGAACUUGGACAAAUGGCUACAUCCAGAAAAGGAGAUACAUGAAAAGAGUAGCUUGACCAUACUUCAGAGAAUGAAUAUUAUAAUAGAUGUGGCCUCUGCACUUCAUUACCUUCACCACGACUGCCAAACACCCAUGAUUCACUGUGAUAUAAAACCACAGAACAUUCUUCUUGAUGAAGAUCUCACAGCUCAUCUGGGUGAUUUUGGUUUGGUGAGACUCGUUGCUGAAUUCAGUAAUGGACAGGAUCUGCAUCAGUUUAGCUCACUUGGAGUUAUGGGAACUAUUGGCUAUGCAGCUCCAGAAUACGGCAUGGGUAGUAAGGUCUCCAUUUUAGGAGAUAUGUACAGUUUUGGGAUUCUAAUAUUGGAGAUAUUCACUGGAAGAAGACCCACAGACACUUUCUUCCAAGCAAGCUCUGGUCUCCAUCAUUUUGCAGAAACAGCAUUGACAGAGAAAGUUAUGGAGAUUCUAGAUAAAACAGCUUUCCAUGGAAAGAUGAUGAGUAAAGCAACCGAUGGAGAAGACUACUGGGGCAGUAUAUCGAAAGAAAAGAUGGAAUGCUUGGUUGGCAUAAUUGAGAUUGGAGUUGCAUGCUCAGCUGAAUCCCCAAAAGAUAGAUUGACCAUGAGACAAGUUUACAAUACGUUGACACAAAUAAGAGAAAAGUUUCUGCGGAAGGGAGAUUGAGGCCACGGGCUGCAAGUGAAAGCAUUAGAUUUGAUCUAAAAUGUUUUGUUAGUCUUACAUUCUGUUUGUUUGGUAAGAAAAUAUUGUAGUCUUAAAAAAGAACUUGAAGUCGUCGUAUUAUUUUUAGCAUGCAGAAGAACUAAGGUAAUAUCAGAUUUCUUGAGAUUUAA